CCCCCAUCAUCACCCUCCCCACUCCCAAGAAAAGCAGCCCGAGAAGUAGUGACCAAUCCUCCUCGGAUUACCAUCGAAAGGCUCCUCCCUUUCUCCCCUCCCCACCUCGAUUUGCAUAAAAAAGCCAGGAAAGCUUGUUUUGCCCCUAGCACCCGAUCCGGCUGCCGCCCCCGGUUCCGAGCCCCGAGUGGAUCCCCCCGCUGAAUGAGGUCUAGGGAGACCCCCAGAGCGCCCCUCGCUGUCUCUUCCUCGGCGCCCCUUCCCAUCCUCGUGCUCCUCCUCCCCCCCGCCACUGCUUAGUUUCUUGACUCUGACCAGCGGCGCGGAGAGCUCGGGUCGAGGGGGCGGGGGGAGAGUAGGCUUGCCUUGGAGGUCGCGGUUGCUUUUUCCCCCCUUGCUAGAUCCCUUUCUGAGGUCGAGUUGCCCAAGAUGCCUCAGGGGCCCGGCUCUCUACUCCUGCUCUUCCUCGCCUCCCACUGCUGCCUGGGCUCCGCGCGUGGGCUUUUCCUCUUCGGGCAGCCCGACUUCUCCUACAAGAGGAGCAAUUGCAAGCCCAUCCCCGCCAACCUGCAGCUGUGCCACGGCAUCGAGUACCAGAACAUGCGGCUGCCCAACCUCCUGGGCCACGAGACCAUGAAGGAGGUGCUGGAACAGGCGGGAGCCUGGAUCCCGCUCGUCAUGAAGCAGUGCCAUCCGGACACCAAAAAGUUCCUUUGCUCGCUCUUCGCCCCGGUCUGCCUCGACGACCUGGACGAGACCAUUCAACCGUGCCAUUCGCUGUGCGUGCAGGUGAAAGACCGCUGCGCCCCGGUCAUGUCCGCCUUCGGCUUUCCCUGGCCCGACAUGCUGGAAUGUGACCGCUUCCCCCAGGACAACGACCUCUGCAUCCCCCUGGCCAGCAGCGACCACCUCUUGCUGGCCACGGAGGAAGCUCCAAAGGUGUGUGAAGCCUGCAAAAACAGAAAUGAUGAUGACAAUGACAUUAUGGAAACCCUUUGCAAAAAUGACUUUGCCCUGAAGAUAAAAGUGAAAGAGAUAACUUACAUCAAUCGAGACACCAAGAUCAUCUUGGAAACAAAAAGCAAAACGAUUUACAAGCUGAACGGAGUGUCCGAACGGGAUCUGAAGAAAUCCGUGUUGUGGCUCAAAGACAGCCUGCAGUGUACCUGCGAGGAGAUGAAUGAUAUCAAUGCUCCCUAUCUGGUUAUGGGACAGAAGCAGGGUGGGGAGCUGGUGAUCACCUCUGUGAAGCGGUGGCAGAAAGGGCAGCGAGAGUUUAAACGAAUCUCCCGUAGUAUCCGCAAGCUGCAGUGCUAAUCCCUUCCUGUCUGCCUGGUGCAUCCUGGUGGCUCUGCUCCCCGGCCAGGCUGAGCAUGUCCAGCCAGGACUCCUUCUUCUCACCUAAGCAGUCUCCACACCCAGCCCUAUACUUCCCACUGCCUUUUGCACCUUCUCAUCUCAGAAUUUCCUGAGUUUUUUAAUUCUUAGGAAGCCUGGGGAAUAGAGAGCUAUUUUUCACUUAUAAGAAAAAGAAAGAUAGAAAAACCACCCAAAUCUUAUGUGUAUAUAUAUUAAAAUUGUAAUAAAA
Sarcophilus harrisii (Tasmanian devil) is the source of this 1588-nucleotide messenger RNA. RefSeq names its product secreted frizzled related protein 2 (gene SFRP2). Bases 430 to 1317 code for a protein of 295 amino acids. The record is from RefSeq and is a predicted model, not a curated record. The transcript has 3 exons. Lineage: Eukaryota; Metazoa; Chordata; Mammalia; Dasyuromorphia; Dasyuridae. Gene Ontology annotation, biological process: negative regulation of canonical Wnt signaling pathway; non-canonical Wnt signaling pathway; canonical Wnt signaling pathway. Gene Ontology annotation, molecular function: Wnt-protein binding.